GCUCCAAGCAACAAUUACGCGAAAGCGGUAACGUACCGCAAAUUUUAUUUUUAUUUUGCUAUUUCGAAUUUUAGGGAACAAACGAAACUAAAGAAUGCUGCUCAUAAGGCAUCUGAGGGCGACCGCCGAAAUCCUAAGGAUCUCGACGCGGCUGGGUGGAACGCAAACGUGCCUCUGCAGUACACAGUCGAAGGACACGAAAAACAACCAGAAACCGGAGGAUGGGAAAAGUUUAAUAUUGCGAACGAACCUCUUCGAAUCGGCCGCCAAGAAGGAUAAACAAACCUACAUAGAAAUGGUGAAAAUUUUUGAAAAGCGAAGCGUGCAUCGAAGAAAUCACGUAGAGUUUAUCUAUGCCGCCCUACGGCACAUGGAAGAGUUCGGCGUUAGUAAAGAUAUCGCUGUGUACAAGGCACUGAUCGACGUGAUGCCGAAAGGCAAGUUCAUCCCGACGAACAUUUUUCAGGCCGAAUUUAUGCACUACCCACGGCAGCAGCAGUGUAUCAUCGAUCUACUGGAGCAGAUGGAGGAUAAUGGCGUUAUGCCAGACUACGAAAUGGAAGCGAUGCUGGUGAAUGUAUUCGGCAAGAAGGGACACCCGGUGCGAAAGUACUGGCGCAUGAUGUAUUGGAUGCCAAAGUUUAAAAAUCUUUCCCCUUGGCUGCUGCCGAAUCCGGUGCCGGAUGACGCCCUGGAACUGGCCCGGUUAGCCGUGGAGCGAAUGUGUUCGAUCGAUCCGCGCAGCCAGAUUGAUGUGUUCGAUACGAAGACGGUUGAAAACGCACUGGACCACACGUGGGUGGUCAGUGGACAAAGCUUAGAGCAGUCGGAGCUACUAGAGGCGCACGAUAAGCAAGAACCUGUGUACAUAGAGGGACCAUUUGUUAUAUGGCUGCGGAAUCGAUCCAUCAACUACUAUGUACUGAAAAGUGCACCAAAGAAACUGCAACCGUUAGAAGCAUCCGGAGACCCCGAUGAUGUAUCAAAAUUAGAAAACCCCUACAUUGGUUUGGAUUUACGGUUUCGUAAAACCAAACAAUCAGGUUCCGCUGUCAGCACACGAAGGCGAUCGGUACACGAGCAGGAAGAUGGCAUCAUUUACGCGAUCUGCUGUACCGGGUCAUCGACGAAAGAUUCGUUGCUGUCUUGGAUUCGGUUGCUAGAGAAGGAAAAGGGUAAUGCUGCGCUGGCGUCGCUUGCUGUGUUGUUUAAGUUUACUUCACCAUCGGCAGAAUUGUUGGUACCGGAAGAAGACUCCAAUAAAGUACAACAUUAAUUGAAACUCCCUUGUUUGUUAUUCAGGCAGGCGAUAGGAAGAAUUUUAUUAAAAGGUUUGUUAAUCCAUUUUCCUCUCUAGUCUGUGUUUGCUUCUCUCUGUUCCUUUUGUAGUCUGUCUCCUCCUGGAUGGCACUAUCCUGAUUAACUCCUAAAACAUUUGAACAUUUUAAUUGUACCCUAACGUGAACAAACACUACCUAUUAA
This is a messenger RNA of Anopheles coustani, 1482 nucleotides long. It is a transcript of the gene ECSIT, whose product is annotated as evolutionarily conserved signaling intermediate in Toll pathway, mitochondrial. The coding region runs from base 95 to 1276 and encodes 393 amino acids. Gene Ontology annotation, cellular component: mitochondrion. The record is from RefSeq and is a predicted model, not a curated record. Lineage: Eukaryota; Metazoa; Arthropoda; Insecta; Diptera; Culicidae. The transcript has 2 exons. Gene Ontology annotation, molecular function: protein binding.